Messenger RNA from Periophthalmus magnuspinnatus, 6031 nucleotides. It is a transcript of the gene clasp2, whose product is annotated as cytoplasmic linker associated protein 2. NCBI's taxonomy places the organism in Eukaryota, Metazoa, Chordata, Actinopteri, Gobiiformes, Gobiidae. Gene Ontology annotation, cellular component: cytoplasmic microtubule; spindle microtubule; microtubule organizing center. Gene Ontology annotation, molecular function: microtubule binding. The coding region runs from base 253 to 4869 and encodes 1538 amino acids. The record is from RefSeq and is a predicted model, not a curated record. The transcript has 44 exons. Gene Ontology annotation, biological process: mitotic spindle assembly.
AACAAGGAAGGAUAGCUAACCUUGCUGUGUUUAAAGUUUUAUUUGUUCUGAAAGAUGUUUUGUGGAUGAAAUAUAUAACAAGAAAUUUGCUCAUUAACAACAUACAUGUGCAUCAUAUUUAAGAGUUUUGUUGCCCACACCCAGAGUCCAUCUGCCUCUUUACGGGAGAGCGCUGCUCAGCCCUGACUCUACUCCCGCUAUCUGCAGUCUGCGGCCGGCUCCAGGGGCUGGCCUCUCGGCAGCGAGUGCCCAAUGGAGGAACAUGACAACAUGGACUAUUUCUACCAGCAGGUAGUACAGAAGGACGUGUCCCGAAGGUUACAGGUCGGACAGGAUCUAAUUGAUUACCUGAAUGACCCACAACGCUCCCCGGACGUAGAGCAGGACAAACCCCGCUUAGACAAGACGAUAGACGAGCUAACGGGAUGGAUCAACGCCAGCAAUUUCAAGGUGGCACUUCUGGGGAUAGACAUCUGUGGAGCAUUUGUGGAUCGAAUAGGAGAACGGUUCAAAGGAUACUUAGGCACAGUGUUGCCAGCUCUUGUGGACCGACUGGGAGAUGGGAAGGAUCAGGUUAGAGAAAACAGCCAAGCUCUCAUCCUCCACACUAUGGAGCAGACUGCCUCACCCAUGUAUGUUUGGGAAAGGCUGCUCCCUGGUUUCAAACACAAGAACUUCCGCAGUCGAGAAGGAAUCUGCCUUUGUCUCAGUGCCACCAUCACCACAUAUGGGUCUCAUACGCUGAGCCUCAGUAAACUUGUCCCUCAUCUUUGCUCUUUGACUGGAGACCAAAACCCGCAGGUUCGUGAGGCCUCCAUAACAACAUUAGUGGACGUCUAUCGCCACAUUGGUGAGAAAGUUAGAGCUGACCUGGCAAAGAGAGGACUGCCUGCUGCGCGGUUGCAGACAAUAUUUGCCCGGUUUGAUGAAGCCCUGAAUUCAGGCAACAUGGCUCUCAGCCCAAGUCACGAUCGUAGCUUUGACGAAGAUGACAGCGUGGAUGGGAGUCGUGCUUCCUCAGCUCAAGCGUUCAAAGUCCCAAAAGUUCCCAAGAAGCCAGCAGAGUCCUCAGCCGCUCGCAGGCCCAGUGCAACCGGUGGCAAGCUAGUAUCCAAAGAAUGUGCUGGUGCUGUUGAUGAAGAGAACUUUAUCAGAGCCUUUACAGAUGUCCCCACUGUGCAGAUUUAUUCAGCAAGGGACCUUGAAGACAACCUUAAUAAAAUCCGAGAGAUCUGCUCUGAUGACAAACAUGACUGGGACCAAAGAGCACAUGCUCUUAAGAAAAUCCGUUCACUGUUGGUUGCUGGUGCAGCCAACUAUGACUGUUUUUACCAGCACUUACGGCUCCUGGAUGGAGCCUUCAAACUUUCUGCUAAAGAUCUGAGAUCUCAAGUGGUCAGAGAGGCCUGCAUUACUGUGGCUUACCUUUCAUCGGUGCUGGGGAACAAGUUUGAUCAUGGAGCUGAAGGCAUUGUCCCAGUCCUGUUCAACCUCAUCCCAAAUUGUGCCAAAGUCAUGGCCACCUCUGGUGUGUCUGCAAUUCGCAUCAUCAUUCAGCACACCCAUGUCCCACGACUCAUUCCUUUGAUAGCUAGUAAUUGCACAUCAAAGUCUGUGGCUGUCAGACGGCGCUGUUAUGACUUCUUAGAUCUUCUUCUACAAGAAUGGCAAACGCACUCUCUGGAGCGACACACUGCAGUUCUGGUUGAAAGCAUCAAGAAGGGAAUUCGAGAUGCUGACUCAGAAGCCAGAGUGGAAGCUCGCAAGGCCUACUGGGGUCUCAGGAACCAUUUUCCAGGGGAAGCCAAUGCUCUGUACAACUCUUUGGAGCCGUCGUACCAGAGAACGCUCCAGUCCUGUUUGAAGAACUCUGGCAGCGUUGCAUCUCUGCCUCAGAGUGACCGCUCCUCCUCCUCCUCACAGGAGAGCCUCAAUCGGCCUUUAUCUUCGAAGUGGUCAGCGGCUCCAGGCCGAGUCACUGCGGGGUCAAAGGGCAGGUUGUCAUCAGCCGCACUCCAGCGUUCCCGUAGCGAUGUGGAUGUUAACGCGGCUGCAGUGGCUAAGCAACGACAAGUGGGACAGUCUGGAGGGGCGAGCCGUCUGACUGCUGGCUCCUACUCCUCUCUGGGACGCGUUCGCACCAAGCAGCCCCUGUCCACAGCGGGCAGUAUGUCCAGCCAAGUGGACUCGCGAGGACGAAGCCGCUCUAAGAUGGUGUCACAGUCCCAACGUUCGGACGAAUCCGAUUGCACACCAGGAUCUCAGUCGGCUAACCCUGUUGGUGCGGGCAGUCGGAGUGGCUCUCCUGGCCGUGUCCUGACCACCACGACCCUCAGCACCAUGAGCUCUGGGGCGCACAGGGUCCUGGGGGGAAGCACCGCAGAUGGACACAGACGCAGCAGGAUCCCACGCAGUCAGGGCUGUUCCCGGGACUCCUCACCCACACGUCUUUCUGUUGCUCCCUCCAGCCUUAGUAGCUCCAUCUACAACGGGGCCAGCAGAGGAGCUCGGGGAAGCCGUAUCCCACGGCCCAGUAUGAGUCAGGGUUGCAGCAGAGAUGCCAGCAGGGAGAGCAGUCGGGACACCAGCCCAGUACGCUCCUUCACACCUCUGGCUACACGAAGUUACUCUCGCUCCACUGGGGCUCUCCACACACCUGACGCUUUCGGGGCAGCAGGCUCAGGGUUUGGGAUCAGCCAGUCCAGCCGCCUCUCGUCUUCAGUCAGCGCUAUGCGGGUCUUGAACACUGGCUCCGAUGUGGAAGAGGCCCUUGCGGAUGCACUGCUGUUGGGAGACAUGCGAUCCAAGAAGAAGCCAGCGAGAAGGCGAUAUGAGAACUACAGCAUGUAUUCUGACGAUGAUGCAAACAGCGACGCGUCAAGUGCCUGCUCUGAGCGCUCGUACAGCUCCAGGAACGGAGGAGCGAUCCCCACAUAUAUGAGACAGACUGAGGACGUGGCAGAGGUGCUGAACCGAUGUGCUAGCGCUAACUGGUCUGAGAGAAAGGAGGGUCUUUUGGGUUUACAAGCUCUGCUCAAAAACCAGCGCACCCUCAGUCGGGUGGAGUUGAAGAGACUAUGUGAAAUUUUCACUAGGAUGUUUGCUGACCCUCAUAGCAAGCGAGACUCCGGCAGGGCGUACGGCACGGCAGAAUCCGGUAUAAGCUCGGCGUCCUUCAAGAGAGUUUUCAGUAUGUUCCUGGAGACUCUGGUAGAUUUCAUCCAGGUGCAUAAAGAUGACCUGCAGGACUGGCUCUUUGUCCUACUCACUCAGCUGCUCAAGAAGAUGGGGGCUGACCUCCUCGGCUCUGUACAGGCCAAAGUUCAAAGGGCACUAGAUGUCACACGAGAGUGUUUUCCCAAUGAUCUCCAGUUUACUAUACUCAUGCGGUUCACUGUGGACCAGACGCAGACUCCAAACCUCAAGGUUAAGGUGGCUAUUCUGAAGUACAUAGAGACGCUGACAUUACAGAUGGAAGCUCCUGACUUUGUGAACUCCAGUGAGACGAGGCUGGCUGUGUCCAGGCUCAUUACCUGGACCACUGACCCCAAGAGCGCAGAAGUCCGAAAGGCCGCUCAGGCAGUGCUGAUUGCCCUGUUCCAGCUCAAUACCCCUGAGUUCACCAAGCUGCUGGCCGCUCUGCCCAAAACGUUUCAGGACGGAGCCACAAAACUGCUCCAUAAUCAUCUAAAGAACACCGGCAAUGCAGCACAGGCACAAAUUGGCAGCCCCCUGACUCGCCAUACACCCAGAUCUCCGGCCAGUUGGUCUAGUCCGGUCACAUCGCCCACAAACACCUCCCAAAACACCCCUUCACCAAGUGCAUUUGACUAUGACACCGAAAAUAUGAACUCUGAGGACAUCUACAGCUCACUGAGAGGGGUUACUGAAGCAAUUCAGAACUUUAGUGUUCGCAGCCAAGAAGACAUGAAUGAUCCUGUUCAGCGAGAUGAAGGCAGUGGUGACUGCAGAGCAUCUGAUGCAGUGGAAGGAGGACGCAUGGCCCUGGACAACAAAACGUCUCUCCUUAACACUCCUCUGCUUUCAUCGAGCCCAAGAGGGGGACGUGAACACUUCUCUGACUCCCCGAUAAAGCACAGCCGCAAACAUACCAGCCUGGAUGACUCUGAGCUACUCACAGAUGAGAGCAGUUUGGAUCAGUCUGAACUAGUUGCAGAGCUGUUGAAAGAGCUUUCGAAUCACAAUGAGCGGAUAGAGGAGAGAAAAGCGGCACUAUGUGAACUGCUGAAGCUCAUUCGUGACAAUACACUGCAGGUUUGGGACGAACAUUUCAAAACCAUCCUGCUGCUUCUGCUUGAGACUAUGGGUGAUAGAGAGCAUUUGAUACGAACACUAGCUCUACGAGUUCUGAGCGAGAUUCUCAACAAGCAGCCCUGGAGGUUCAAAAACUAUGCAGAGCUCACCAUUAUGAAAGCCCUGGAGGCACACAAAGACCCACACAAGGAGGUGGUGAAGGCCGCAGAAGAGACAGCAGCGAUGUUGGCUCAGUCCAUUAGUCCAGACCAAUGUAUCAAGGUGUUGUGUCCCAUAAUUCAAUCUGCUGACUACCCCAUCAAUUUAGCUGCCAUCAAGAUGCAGACCAAGGUAGUCGAAAGGAUUCCUAGGGAGGGCCUGAUAUCAGUGCUGCCAGAGAUAGUGCCAGGACUCAUACAGGGUUAUGACAACUCUGAGAGCAGCGUAAGGAAAGCAUGUGUGUUCUGCUUGGUGGCAAUUUAUGCAGUGAUCGGUGAGGACCUCAAACCUCACCUAAGUCAACUCUCCAGCAGCAAGCUGAAGUUGUUGAAUCUCUACAUCAAACGCGCUCAGUCUGGCUCCAGCGGCAGUGAACCCACGUCAGAAGGCCUAUAGGUGACACAGCAUCCUCCGCAGGGCAAUCACAGAACUGCAUCUCUGCCCACCAAACAUGAAUAUUAUUUCCUCACACAGACUGAGCAAACUGCUUCAUCCACCAUGCUCUGUAGGUACAUCCAGUCCAAAUACAUUUCCUAUCACAGAGUGGGAGCCGAGGAUCUCUCCUGAUUUCAAAGACUGAAAGUUUUGGAGUAAAAAGCCUUUGUCUUUCCUUUCCUUAAAGAAAUGUAUGUCUUCUCUGCCUUUCUGAUUUUCAAGAGCAUCUUCUUCAGCCCGCUACAAUGUCAACAGGAAGCGGUGCAUGGUUAUCUUUCAUCUGAAGAGUGGUGGGCUGAAACAACUCAGUGUUGGAUUUGUUUGUUUCUUGAACAAUGCAUAUGUGGGGCCAGGUAGACCAGAAUGUAAAUUCACAUUGCAUCAUAGUUGGAUUAUUUUAACACUGAGGUUCCACUGCAGCAGUUUUAGAAUCUUGUCUCUUAGCAUACACUCAAAACAGUUUUUUUUAUUUUUCAAAGGUGCUGAUGAGCCUAAACGGUACGACCAGUUCUUCAUAGCAGUAACACAGUGACAUUGGUUCAUGCCUGCUCAUAGCAUUUACAGUACAUGGGCGACGGUAGACAUUAUGUGCUUGGCUAUGCAUGAGACAAAAUCUUUUUUUUUUUUUUUUUUUUUUUAUGUAUAAUGUUGAAAACUAUGGCAGGAUUAAAUUAUUGUGAACAGUGCCCUUUUCAGAAUAAUAUGUGGUCCCCCGUUACUCCCAGCUCAUCAAGUCUGUCCAUUUUUUGGCAAGAUUUGAAAAAAAAAAUGGGUGCAUGCAGCUUAUUACAUGAAGUUUGUCAAGACAUGGCUUAUCACAAAACAGAUAUGUAUCUAUAUAUGAUAUUGAAAAGGAAUAUCCAAUAACAGUGUCACUCAUUUUGUCUCUUGGGGAGUGUAUGUGCACCUAUUCCCAUUCUUGCUUUUAUUUUUCAUUCUGAUGCGUGUGCCGUUGUCUCUCGCGCUUUAUUUGUAGAAACGUAUCAUUUACAGCUCUGAAGCUCACUGUCAUCGUCAUCCUUUCUCUCCUUUCCUUGUAACAUUCUAGUUUUUACUGUUGUGUUUCUUCUGUGUAUUUACAAAGCAAUGCUUACAAUAAACUAAGAACUUGUACAGACAACAA